AAAGAAAGAGCGCGGAAGGCCUUGCCUUUGUUGAAGAGACAGAACAAAAACCCCAAAGAGAAGUGUCGCCGGAGAUUCAAAGAAGCUGUGGAUGAGAUUCCGGCGCAAUGCAGUGCAAUGCAAAGGGGGACGUAAAGGGCGUAUGGUCUUCUCUCCUUCAAAGCAAACUGAAAACACAAUUCAUUGAGUCAGUCUCCUCCAGAUGAAGCUCGACCAUUUUAGUCAUCCUCAUCCUUUGGUGCUGGUGGAAGAGGAGAUUGGUCGGAUUACUGGAAUUUAUUACUGCUCGGCAUGUCGGGAACGGGUAGAGGGUUCUUACUACAACUGCUCAGAGUGUGGCUUUUGUCUUCAUAAGUCUUGUGCUGAGCUACCGAGGGAGAUCAAUCAUCCCUUUCACCUCAACCAUCCCCUCAUUCUUUAUGAGAAGCGGCCAGAAAGCCACCCUUUUUACCGAUGCAAUUCCUGUAGAAAAAGAUACAAAUCAGGUGAGGAAUUAUUUGUUUACCGAUGUUCUUCUUGUGACUUUGACCUUGACCUUAGAUUUGCUUUGCUUCCAAACUUGAUUGCUGGAGAUUUCCCAAAGGAAAAACAUUUUAGCCAUGAACAUUCACUCUUCUUCCUUAAAAACCACUACAUUGAACCCCAAGAUCGAUCUUGCUCUGCAUGUGAAGAGCCCAUAUCAGGUCCUGUUUAUUGUUGUUUUGAUUGUAGCUUUUUCCUUCAUGAGAAAUGCUUUGAGUUACCCAUUGAGAUCAAACACCCUAGUCACCGCAAACACUCUCUUACUCUUCUACCCAACCCUCCACCUCAUCCAGAGAAAUGUUCUUGCCAUUUAUGCACCAAAGCUUACAAGGGAUUCAUUUAUUAUUGUUCUCUUUGUGAGUUUGGCAUUAUGAUCAAGUAUACGUUCUCUGAUAAAGUGAUCAAAAGUGAGAAUCAUGAGCAUCCAUUUAUCCUCGUAUCAAGACCAUUCUCUUUCUUUUGUGAUGCUUGUGGUACUGAUGGGAAGUACUGCAUCCCUUUUGUAUGCACUGAAUGUGACAUUGCAGUUCAUAAGGAUUGCAUUUCACUCCCACGGAGGAUCAAGAUAACAAGGCAUGAGCAUCCAAUUUCCCAUAUUUAUUUCCUUGCAAACUAUGAGGGAGGAAAUAAGCACAACUUAAUACUUAGUGAUGAGAUUAAGGAUGAUAUAUGUUGUGAUGGUUGCAUACGACCUAUCUCCACUGAAUUUUACUAUUGUAUUGAAUUGGGUUUAGCUACAUCACAGAUGAUGAUGCCAACUCCAUGUGCAUCAGAUGCUUUGAAGUUCCUGACAACUUCACCAAUCAAGGACACCAGCAUCGUCUCUUUUAUGACUGGAAACAUGAUGGGGAAUGCAAUAGCUGUGGAAGUAAAAGACUUGGUUACUUUAAUAGAUGCAAGGAAUGCAACUUUUUCUUGUGUGAAAGGUGUACUGUGCUACCGCUUACAACCUGGUACAAGUAUGAUGAACAUCCUCUUGCACUCACUUAUCAUGAUGAUCAUGUUGUGGAUCAAUGUGUUUGUGAGAUAUGUGAGGAACCAAGAGACCCGAAUCACUGGUUUUAUCACUGUGAAAUUUGUGAGCAUUCUGUGCAUCGCUCUUGUGUUCUGGGGAGAUCCCCAUAUGUCAAGCUUGGAUUGACUUUCACAUGUGAUUUGCAUCUACACCCUCUCACCUUUGUGAAGGAAGAUUUUGACUACUUUAAAUGCAACAGAUGCGACAAGCGUUGUAAAAAUGUGUUCUUCAAAUGUUCAGAAUCAUACUGUAAAUUCGCUUGCCACUUGCAUUGUGCUUAGUCCCCAGCAUGGCAAUGACAAAGGUUUGACAAAGUGUUGUUUCUUCGUAAAUUCUCCAUCACUGAGGGGAUUUUUCUUUUUAUCUGUGUUUUUAAGUUUCUUUUUCUAAUGUGCAAUGUGCUUUUUUCUAUUGUUUGGAAUGGAGUUUGUAAUAUUCAAAUAAUUGAGUGCUUGUUUU
Molecule: messenger RNA, 1996 nt
Organism: Rubroshorea leprosula
Lineage: Eukaryota; Viridiplantae; Streptophyta; Magnoliopsida; Malvales; Dipterocarpaceae
Source: the annotation of a GenBank genome assembly